Schistocerca serialis cubense is the source of this 1207-nucleotide messenger RNA. RefSeq names its product juvenile hormone acid O-methyltransferase-like. The transcript is spliced from 6 exons. The record is from RefSeq and is a predicted model, not a curated record. Lineage: Eukaryota; Metazoa; Arthropoda; Insecta; Orthoptera; Acrididae. Bases 1 to 1110 code for a protein of 369 amino acids.
AUGAUAGAGUUACGAACUCUAAUAGAGCUGCUGACGGAAAGUAUUUUAACAUCAAAAACAUUCACAGUUCUGCAAGCUGAUGACAUGACAUCAUCGUCGCCCAUGAUGGGCAGCAGCAGGGAGGAUGCAUCUUUCUUUAGGAGGAGGUGGUUGGAGCCUGAAUUGGUUGGUCAUGAUGUGAGCCGCAACUCCACAUUUAUGAUAGCGUCGCCGGACGAAGCCACCUGGUCUGUGGCGUCGGGUGGUCCAAGUCUGCCAAACGACGAGUUGUCGGCACCAGCUGACAGUGGUGGGGGCCAUCAUGGCAGCCGGUUCCACGCCACAGUUGACGACGAGGUGCUGACCACAUCCAGAGGUAUUGAUGAUACUCAAGUAAUGAUAGAAUCACUGGAGAAACGGCUUCACAGGCAAAUGAACGACGCAGAACUGUACGCCAAAUCGAGCAGCCCCCAGCAGCAAUUCGUGAACAAGGUGCUGGAGGAGCUGUGGCCGGCCCUGGAGUGGCGGUGCGAGCAAGGCACUGUGCUGGGCGUUGGCUGCGGCGCUGGUGACGUCACGACACACGAGCUACUGCCGCGACUGCCGCCAGGAGUCAGCGUCCUCGCUGUAGACAUCAACCCCGCCAUGGUAGCCAAGGCUGCAGACAGGUUCUCCGGACCACGUCUGCGCUUCCGUCAGCUGGACAUUGGCACGCCGCGUAUUGAAGAAACCGACGUCUGGAGGUUAGGUCCAUUCCGAAAGGUCUUUUCCUUCUUCUGUCUGCACUGGGUGCAGGAUCAGAGAAUCGCUCUUCAGAACAUCAGCAAACUUCUAUCUCCUGGAGGUGAAACACUUGUGAUCAUUUUGAUCGGCAGUCCGUUAUAUAAGAUGUUUGAAAACCUGGCCACGUCCUCUCGUUGGAGUACUUAUAUGACGGAUUAUCGUCAGUUCGAAUCCCCCUACCUACGUGCAAAAGAUCCAGUGGGUGAGCUGACGAAGUACCUUCAUGAAGCUGGUUUCUGUGUAAAAACGUGCCGCAGUGGGGACAACAGCUACAGUUCUAUGGAUGAACAAGAUCUUAUAAGUAAGUCCAAUGCAGUUCACGGAAGACUUGGGAGAAUCAGAUUAUGAGAAGAGUAUAGUUGAGGAGUUCCUUAAACGUUCACAUGAUUCUGGUUUCUAAAUUAAAUUUCUUUGAAGUAGUAAAUGGGUUACAAAGUACUACCAA